AUGGCGCCAGUCCUCCCCUCCGACCGCCGCCCGAUCGUCAUCUCCGGCCCCUCGGGCGUUGGCAAGGGCACCCUCUACAAGCUUCUCUUCGAGCGCCACCCGGACACAUUUGCCCUCUCCGUCUCCCACACCACUCGCGGCGCCCGUCCGGGCGAGCAGGAUGGCGUCGACUACCACUUCGUCACGCGCGAGGCUUUUGACGACCUCGUCGCCCGCGACGGCUUCGUCGAGCACGCCGUCUUCGGCAGCAACGCCUACGGCACCUCCAAGGCCACCAUUGAGGAGCAGUCCGCCAAGGGCAAGCUCGUCGUCCUCGACAUCGAGAUGGAGGGAGUCAAGCAGAUCAAGCAGUCCAACUUCCCCGCUCGCUACAUCUUCAUCGCGCCGCCCUCGGAAGAGGAGCUCGAGAAGCGCCUUCGCGGCCGCGGGACCGAGAAGGAGGAGAGCAUCCAGAAGCGCCUCGCCCAAGCCAAGCUCGAGCUUGAGUUCUCAAAGACCCCCGGCGUCCACGACAUCAUCAUUGUCAACGACGACCUCGAGAAGGCCUACAAGGCCCUCGAGGACUUUGUCUACAAGUCCUCCUAA
Messenger RNA from Colletotrichum graminicola M1.001, 585 nucleotides. RefSeq names its product guanylate kinase. The coding region runs from base 1 to 585 and encodes 194 amino acids. Gene Ontology annotation, cellular component: cytosol. The transcript has 3 exons. The record is from RefSeq and is a predicted model, not a curated record. NCBI's taxonomy places the organism in Eukaryota, Fungi, Ascomycota, Sordariomycetes, Glomerellales, Glomerellaceae. Gene Ontology annotation, biological process: purine nucleotide metabolic process. Gene Ontology annotation, molecular function: GMP kinase activity.